AUGCGCUUCUCCCUCUCCUUCGUCCUCGCCAUGGUCGCCUCAGUGCUCGCCGCCGACCCUCUCGUCGUCAACACCCCGACCUCCGCUCCCCAGUGCGGCGAUACCGUCGGGACGUGGACCGGCGGCACUGCUGACGUACACCGUCUGCACUCGCCGUUUAUCCCUCAGCGCAUGAACUUCGAUGGAGUCACUGAGGGCAUGACUCCGGGACCGGGCGACAACGCCGGCACCUGGCACACCAACGUUCCUUCCGGUACCACCGUGUUCUUCUCCGUGACCGACGCGACGGGCCAGACCGGACGCUCCGCCGAUUUCGUCGUCCAGCCCAGCUACAAUAAGUACUACACCAUGGCUUCUGUUAACUUUGAGCCCGUCCUCAACAAUUAG
Molecule: messenger RNA, 387 nt
Organism: Trametes versicolor FP-101664 SS1
Lineage: Eukaryota; Fungi; Basidiomycota; Agaricomycetes; Polyporales; Polyporaceae
Exons: 7
Coding region: 1-387 (128 amino acids)
Source: RefSeq, a predicted model, not a curated record